Molecule: messenger RNA, 1244 nt
Organism: Condylura cristata (star-nosed mole)
Lineage: Eukaryota; Metazoa; Chordata; Mammalia; Eulipotyphla; Talpidae
Gene: CUNH6orf136
Product: chromosome unknown open reading frame, human C6orf136
Exons: 6
Coding region: 122-1066 (314 amino acids)
Source: RefSeq, a predicted model, not a curated record
CGUUUCCCUGUCCUCAGCCCCCGGCCCCCCCUCUUUCCCCUUCAAGAAGCCGGCUCCGGGGCGCGCUCACCCAGUGAGGAGGCCGGACUCGGGAGGCGCCCUCUCGCACUCCCGGAAGAUCAUGUACCCGCCCAGUCGGGGGGCGGCCAGGCGUCUCGGCCCCUGCCUCCGCGCCUACCAGGCUCACCCCCAGGACCAGCUUUCUCCACGGGCUCCACCCAUCCCACCCCUUUGGCCUCACUCCACCACCACCACUUCUCCGUCUUCUCUUCUCUGGUCUCCCUCACCCUCACGCCCUCCUACUUGGCUGCUUCCAAGACCUUCCCCACUACCUCUCCCGUCAGUGCAGGCCCUUAGCUCACCAUGGGUCGUUCUCCCUCCAGGAAAGGGGGAGGAGGGGCCAGGACCUGAGUUGCAUAGUGGCUGCCUGGAUGGGCUUAGGAGCCUAUUUGAGGGACCUCCCUGCCCCUACCCUGGGGCUUUGAUACCUUUCCAAGCCCCUGGGACUGCCCACCCGUCCCCUGCCACUCCGUCAGGAGAUCCAAGUAUGGAGGAGCACCUGGCUGUCAUGUAUGAGAGACUGAGACACGAGCUUCCCAAUAUCUUCCUUCACUCACACGACUACAGUCUCUACUCAUCGGAUGUGGAAUUCAUCAACGAGAUCCUGAAUAUACGAACCAAGGGCCGGACAUGGUAUAUUUUGUCGCUGACACUCUGCCGCUUCCUAGCCUGGAACUAUUUUGCACAACUUCGGUUGGAUGUUUUACAGCUGACCCGCCACCCUGAGAAUUGGAGCUUGCAGGCCCGCUGGCGGCUCGUGGGGCUGCCCAUUCACAUGCUCUUUCUGCGUUUCUACAAGCGCGACAAGGAAGAGCUUUACAGGACCUAUGACGCCUAUUCCACCUUUUAUCUGAAUUCCAGCGGCCUCAUUUGUUGCCAUCGCCUAGACAAACUGAUGCCCUCACAUUCACCCCCAACGCCUGUGAAGAAGCUGCUAGUGGGAGCCCUGGUGACUCUGGGGCUGUCAGAGCCAGAACCCAACUUAAACCUGUGCCCCAAAGCCUGACCUAGGAACUGGGGUGGAGGCAGCACUGAAGACCUUGGCUAUAUGCACAAGAGGAGGACGUGGAGGCGGCCAAGAAUCUCAGGAGCCAACUUCUUCCCCUCUUCUCUUUCCAUCUCAUGCUGUGUAAAGCUGCUGUGUAAUUUAAUUUGUAAAUAAUAAAGUUUAAGUGAAUAUAUGA